Molecule: messenger RNA, 2541 nt
Organism: Nilaparvata lugens (brown planthopper)
Lineage: Eukaryota; Metazoa; Arthropoda; Insecta; Hemiptera; Delphacidae
Exons: 8
Coding region: 290-1168 (292 amino acids)
Source: RefSeq, a predicted model, not a curated record
AUAUUGGGUGAAAGAUGAAUUAUUGGGUCUGUUGGUUGGCCCCGGUGAAAGUGUGCUCCUAUUCUUUGUUUUGAGGAUUUCUUUUAUAGAUUCUUAUUCAAAUAAUUGAGAAUUAUUCUAGAUUAACUAAUUUAUAGUAGCAUGGCAGCAGCAAAUGGAAUGACUGCAAGAGAAUGGGAUCGGAAUUACAGGGUGUGUCCUUUCAAUCCAUCGCACGUUGUUACGAGGCUUCGUUUCAUUUAAUCAUUUAUUGAAAUGCAAAACUAAGUAUGCACAUCUGGGAUUUGUCAUGUGCCGGUACGAUGCGUCACAUUAUAUAAAGCCCGAAGAAAUGGGUGCACAUUUGUUGGUUUGUGAAAAGAGAGAACUUUGUCAGGACAGUUUUGAAAUAACCCACAGACCGCGCUCGAGACCUUGCAACAGCGCCUACAUUACUGAUGACAGUGAGAAUUGGGAUGAUGAUGAUGAUGAUUGUAUGGAUGAAGAACGCACUACAAUCUCAAAGAAAAAUGCAAGAAGUGUGAAAGCUAGUACGGAAGCAAUGGCACUCUAUCAUGAAAAUGCUUAUGGUUUUGUAACUACCAUUGGACGGGGCACUUUCCGGUCACAUCUUGGAGCAUUACCAUCUGCAAGCAGUUGUUUAGCUCUCAGCACUUCGAAAACACAGAGACCUGAUGUUGAAGAGAAGAAAUAUGAAGAAGUGAUCAAAGAAAAAGAAAAAGAGGAAGAAAUGUAUGACGAUUUUGAUGACAAUUACAAUGAAUCGUCUCUUGACAUGCAAUCUUUCAAAAAAUUUUACAAAGACAUUCAUUUACCCUCAAGAAAAUCCCCAGAACCUGAAACUCAUUCGGCAGAGGAAAUUACAAGGGCAAACAUAAAGACAGCAAAUAGAUCCUUUGGCAGAGGUAACAUGCGUCAUUUACUUGAUUCAUUCACUACGACGAAGGAGCCACCAGCAAGUAGAGGCAUUGGGAGAGGCAGGGGUUGUUUGUCGUUAGUACCCGAAUUCCUCGAAUCUGCUGAGAAGAAACCUAUUGCGAGAGUGGACAUGCAGAAAGAAAUGGCCACUGUUGAAGAUAUGCUUGAAGCGGUAAAAUUCCAGCCGUCAAAGGCGAAGCUGCAGGGUCUCUUUGACAAACAACAUGGAGAUGAUUGGGAAUCAGACUAAAUGUUCAAAGCAAAAACGCAAAGCAAUUUCACAACUCAGUCAUUACUUCAUUUUUAUCAGUUAUUGUUCAUCUAAGUGGAGUUAUUUUAUUAUUAUCAAGUCAGUUGUUACUUGAGGCUGUUUAUUUAGCAUUAGUGCCUUAUUUUCUACUUUUGAUAUACUGUAAUUGUAGAAGGAAUUGUUUCAGCUUUUAUAAGAAUAUUCAUAUACUUAAUUAGUGUACUGAUAGAAGCAAGAGAGCAAAUUCAUACUAUUUUUCUAUAUAAAUUGAAUAAAUCUAUCUGUUGACUGUUAUAAAAACUAGUAACGGGUGUCUCAUUAAGGAUGCAACCCAAAGUACGAGAAGGUAUUAGGUCUAUAUAAAUUUUAAUUUUAGGUGGCCAAACUUCAAUGUUGGCCAACAUGUAUUAAAGGCCAUAUUCAAGUGUUAGUUAAAGAGAGUUAGUCUUUCAUUAGUGCUGUCUCAGCUAUCGUUUUGUUACGUUAUACCAGAAAUGGUUUUUGUGAACGCAUGUUCAUUUUUUGAGACUUAUAUUGUUUAAAUCCUAUAAAUGUGGGCAACAUUAUGAAUAGAGUUUCCUCAAAUACUGCAGUUCCUAAUAAGUUGAUAAUAGAGAAGGUGAUCAAUGAAUUUAUUUUAACUUGUAGGGUACAAGAUGAUAAGAUGCUAACUCGUCUGCUGCCAACAAAGUUAGCGAAAAAUUUGCUGAGAAUGUUAUCAACGUUUUUCUGAGAAUGUUAUCAUCAGAAGCAAGGGUGUCAUCAUUUACUACUGUCAUAAAAACUCCAUCUAUACCAUAAGUAGUCCAAUCAAUUUUCUUAUUUAACUUUGGGUUGUCCUUAAUGAAACACUCUUUUUAAUAGAACCAAAUAUAAAUACAAACUUGAAUGUUGGCAAAAAUGUAUUAAAGGUCUUAUGCAAGUGUUAUUUAAAGAGAGUUAGCCUUUCAUUAGUGCUGUUUUAGCUGUCGUUUUUUUACGUUGUGUCAUAAUAUGGUUUUUAACAAAGAUGAACGUAUGUUCAUUUUUUAGACGUAUAUUUUUUGAACCAUUACAAUACAGAUCUAGUUCGUUGACCAACAAAAAUGGAUAUUCUGAUUUAUAUUAUCGUACUGUUCUUUGUUACGAUAUCUUGUGUGAUAGAACUUCGACAGUUUAAUCCUUCAUAAUCAUAAAUAUUUUAAUUAUUUUUAUGUCAAAGUUCUACUGCAACUCAGUUCUAUAUUGAAAAUGAUAAUUAUUAUGAUUGAUUACCAUUCUCGAUUAUGAUCGUGAAUACAUACUUGGUCUAUACUUUUUUAUGUAAAUAUAAGUUUUCUUUAUUCAUGGUGCUAUACAUUUAUAAAUAAAUAAACGUAUCGCUGUUUUUUCUA